CGGAGAGCAGGGUGUGGCUCAGUCAGCACCGGUCACGUACGUAAACGCACCAUGCACCAGUACCACACAUCAGUGACGCCAGGGAGUUGCAAGAGGAUAAGGCAAUCGUAUCCCCAUGACUCCGUUUGCUACGGUACGCAUGCAGCUAGCACAGCCGGCCGAAGCUCUGCUCUCAGCUCGACAACAAUGGCGAGAGCCUGCAAGUGCAGCCCCGCGGUGAGGCUGCUGCCGUAUCCGAUCACAGCACAGCUGGCGGGCAGCAGGAGCCACGGAAGAUGCAGAAGCCUCGCCGUUCACGCGCAGCUCCCAACCGAGGAUGAUUACCCCGCCGAGUCACCGAAAAGGGUCCAGGUUACACAGAGCCUCAGGAGGAGCCGCCGGAGGGGGCCCGGCGCGCGGCAGAGCCUGGUGUCCGUCGGGACGUCGCGCGGCGGAGGGGAUCAGUGGAGCAGCGACUUCGAGCUGACGCUCCGGCAGCUGAGGCUGGACGACCUGAUCGAGGAGGGGCAGAGCGACGCCGACGUCCUGGUGCACCUUCUAGUCCAGCAGCACACCCAGUUCGGAAUGUCGAUCAAAGGGCGAGUGGUCACAUCGCUCACCAAAAUAUGCGAUUCCUGCUCCGCCCCAUACUGCACAAAGAUUGAUGAGCAGUUCGACAUUACGGUGCUGUCUUCCUCCAGGAAAGACCAGAGCGGGUUGCCUGAAAUCGGAGACAGCGAUCCGUCAGUCAUGUAUGUGAAGCCAGGAACAGAAAUCGAUAUCGACUCGUCAAUCCAAGAGACAAUACGACUAACAGCGUCAGCCAAGAGUUCAUGUUCGGAGGCGUGUGAGAAGUCUCCUGUCGUGUGGAAACGUGCUGGUAACCAGAAGAAGCGUUACAGCCAAACGUGGUCAAAACUUCUUGAUCUCAAGAGAACUCUGGAUAAGGCGCACAGCUAAAUUACUGUUGGCGAUGCAGUUUCAACUCGAUGCCACUGAUUAUCUGAUAUGAAUGCCACAGUGUGAUAUAUCGAACAAAAAGCUCGUGUGACCGGAUGAUUAAUCAACGGACAUGGUUAUCCAGUGAUUGCUUCUCUCCAUAAUACUUUAGUUAACUGUAUACUCACAGAGACUACUGUACUAGACUAUAACAAACCAUUUUUUCUUUCCUCGAAUAUAUUUCCUGUGGGAAACUAUGUAUGAAAUCAGAAUAUUCUUUUGAGGAAUAUAUGAAUUCAGAAGUCAUUCCACAA
This is a messenger RNA of Triticum dicoccoides, 1232 nucleotides long. Its product is annotated as large ribosomal RNA subunit accumulation protein YCED homolog 2, chloroplastic-like. Bases 52 to 939 code for a protein of 295 amino acids. The transcript has 7 exons. NCBI's taxonomy places the organism in Eukaryota, Viridiplantae, Streptophyta, Magnoliopsida, Poales, Poaceae. The record is from RefSeq and is a predicted model, not a curated record.